AUGCCUGCCGAAGAGUCCAAGCCCCUCGACCCGGCCGUCAAGGAGGCCAACGACGCCCUCGCCGAAGCCACUGACAAGGGCAAGGGCAAGGAGCCCGAGGUCGAGUCCGACGAGGAGGAUGGAGAGGAGGAUGUGCCCGAGGAGGCGGCACCCGGCGCGUCCGCCGCCGGCGCAAAGAAGAAGAAGAAGAAGUCCAAGAGAAAGAAGGUCAAGGAAGCCCUCACCGGCCAGCCCAGCGAUCCCGAGCAGAAGAUCAAGGAAGCCAUCGGUGGCCUGACGCCCCAACAGCUCACCGAGCUGCUCUCCCUGAACCCGGCCCUUGCGAACGAACUCGGCGUCGGCAGCUCUAGCAACAAAUCGGUCGAGGAGACGGCCGCGGCCAUGCAGAAGCUCGACCUGCAGGACAUCAUGACCGGCCUCGCGUCGGCCGGCAAGAACGCCAAGGACAUGGCGAGCUACAAGUUCUGGGCGACGCAACCCGUGCCCAAGUUCGGCGAGUCGGAGAAGAAGAUCGAGGACGGCCCGAUCCGUGUCCAGACGGUCGAGGAGGUGCCGACGGAGCCGUCGCCGAUGGUGACCGGCUUCGAGUGGGUCACGAUGAACCUCGAGGACGACGGCGAGAUGAAGGAGGUCUACGAGCUGCUGAACGGACACUACGUCGAGGACGACGAGGCCAUGUUCCGCUUCAACUACUCGCCGGCUAUGCUCCGAUGGGCACUCAUGGCUCCCGGCUGGCGCAAGGAGUGGCACGUCGGUGUGCGCGCGUCGCAGUCCAGGAAGCUCGUCGCAUUCAUCUCGGCUAUCCCCGUCGACCUGCGCGUGCGCAAGAACAUCGUCACCUGCUCCGAGGUCAACUUUAUGGUCGUCCACAAGAAGCUGCGCGGCAAGCGCCUCGCGCCCGUGCUCAUCAAGGAGAUCACGCGCCGCAGCAACCUGCGCGGCAUCUGGCAGGGCCUCUACACGGGCGGCGUAGUGCUGCCCAAGCCCGUCAGCACGUGCCGCUACUUCCACCGCGCCCUCAACUGGCAGAAGCUGUACGAGGUCGGCUUCAGCCCGCUGCCGCCCAACAGCAAGCCGCAAUACCAGAUCCGCAAGUACCAGCUGCCGGACACCACGUCGACCAAGGGCCUGCGCGAGCUCCAGGAGAAGGACAUUGACGCCGCCCGCGAGCUGCUGACAAAGUACCUGAAGCGCUUCGACAUGGCGCCCGAGUUCUCCAAUGACGAGUUCAGGCAUUGGUUCCUUCACGACAAGAACGCGCCCGGCGAGCAGGUUAUCUGGACUUAUGUUGUCGAGACCAACGGCAAGAUCACCGACAUGUUCUCCUUCUACUGUCUCGAGUCGACCGUCAUCAACAGCUCCAAGCACCAGGUCGUACGCGCCGCCUACCUCUGGUAUUACGCCUCGGACGUAGCCUUCGCCACGCCCUUUAACAAGGACGCGCUUAAGACGCGGCUGAACUCGCUGAUCGGCGACGCCCUGGUAAUGGGCAAGAAGUACAAGUUCGACGUCUUCAACGGCCUGUCGCUGCUCGACAACGGGCUGUUCCUGGAGCAGCAGAAGUUUGGCCCGGGCGACGGCCAGCUGCACUACUACCUGUUCAACUACCGCGCGGCCCCCAUCGCGGGCGGCGUCGACAGGCGGAACAAGCUCGACGAGGAGAACCUGAGCGGAAUCGGUUUGGUCAUGUUGUAA
Molecule: messenger RNA, 1695 nt
Organism: Colletotrichum higginsianum IMI 349063
Lineage: Eukaryota; Fungi; Ascomycota; Sordariomycetes; Glomerellales; Glomerellaceae
Product: Glycylpeptide N-tetradecanoyltransferase
Exons: 3
Coding region: 1-1695 (564 amino acids)
Biological process (GO): N-terminal peptidyl-glycine N-myristoylation
Cellular component (GO): cytoplasm
Molecular function (GO): glycylpeptide N-tetradecanoyltransferase activity
Source: RefSeq, a predicted model, not a curated record